Messenger RNA from Coniophora puteana RWD-64-598 SS2, 1857 nucleotides. Its product is annotated as MFS general substrate transporter. The record is from RefSeq and is a predicted model, not a curated record. The transcript is spliced from 13 exons. Gene Ontology annotation, biological process: transmembrane transport. Gene Ontology annotation, molecular function: transmembrane transporter activity. Lineage: Eukaryota; Fungi; Basidiomycota; Agaricomycetes; Boletales; Coniophoraceae. Bases 1 to 1857 code for a protein of 618 amino acids. Gene Ontology annotation, cellular component: membrane.
AUGGCGUCAGUCACUCCCCGCGCAUCUGGUUUCUGGGAAGACGAUCGGAGGAUGAGUUACUUCAACGAUGUCGAGGCUGAUGGAGAGCAAGGCGACGAGGUCUAUGACGACCUCGACGAUCGGACACCGCUCGACAGGACCAUUGACAAGAUAGGCAUGGGGAGCUAUCAAUGGACGUUGCUCUCACUCUGCGGGUUCGGCUGGUUGGCGGAUAACAUGUGGAUACAAGCCGUCGCAAUUAUCCUACCAAGAGUGCAACAACAUUAUAACGUGUCCGACGCGUACAUCGGCACACUUUCAUCGUCCAUGUUCGCUGGGAUGAUGUUUGGAGCGGUGGGAUGGGGCACAUGCUCUGACAUGCUGGGACGAAGCAAAGCAUUCAAUGCGACGUUGUUCUUUACGUCCUUGUUUGGCUACCUCGCUGCGUGGGUUUCGUCCUUUCGCGCACUAUGUGCCGUCUUCUUUUUCCUUGGGAGUGCCGUUGGCGGGUCUAUGCCGACUGAUGGCACGCUUCUCCUCGAGCACAUGCCCAAGGGCAAGCAAUACCUCGUCACCGCCCUGUCCGUAUUUUUCUCCUUUGGAUCAGUCGUUGCUGCAGUUGUCGGCCUCAUCGUUGUCCCACAAUAUUCCUGCAAGCCUGGCGCCGCAUGCGAUAUUCCACAUGACAACAAGGGCUGGCAAUAUAUGCUUGCCGUGCUCGGUACCAUCACGCUCGUUAUGUUCCUGGCACGAAUAGUCUUCUUCCGUUUGCACGAAUCGCCACGAUACCUCGUUCAUGCCGGUCGACACCAGGAAGCUCUCGAGUCGCUGCAGCUGAUCUCCCGCUUCAAUGGGGAUGAGAUGCAGUUCGACCUUGAAGAUGUCGACGACCGGCCCAGGCAGUCAACCUCCCCGCCUCGCACCCCUGAGGGCGGCGAAGCGAGCGAGCGGGCACCGUUCCUCAACUCUCGUAACGUCGAGACGCUCUUUGAUGCCGAUGCGACAACUUCGACUCCGUCGAGUAGCCACGAGGUGCCGCGGAACGGGGACACAGCGAAGGACUACAGCUCGACGGGCGAGUCGCCCAAUGGGCUCGGCUCGCACGCCUAUGUCACGCCCGUGUCCGAGGUACCGCCCCAAGGCAUGCCGUCGAUACGGGCGCGUUCGUCGUCUAUCGUGUCGUACGAGAUCCAAAAGCAUGCGGGCGUGCUGCCGCGGUGGAUCCGCCGACCGCUGCUUGCGUGGCUCGAUCGCAUCGCGAUGGUGCUGGCGCCCGAGUGGCUGCGCACGACUGUGCUUAUGUGGGGGGUGUGGCUUUGCAUGUCGCUAGCAUAUACGAUGUUUAACGUAUAUCUACCAAAAUUGCUAGAGACGGCUGGUGGGCCGGAGGUUGAGACUGAAAAGUCGUUAGAAGACACGUUGUGGGACGUGGUGAUCUUCACCCUUGGUGGGACGCCGGGUGCUUUGCUAGGCGCGUAUAUGGUAGAAACCCGGCUUGGUCGACGGGGCUCAUUGCUGUCGUCGACGCUUAUAACAGCGUUCUUCUGCGUGGUGUUUGCGCAGGUUACGUCGCCGCUCGCAGUGCGCGUCAGCUCUGCUGCCAUUAGUCUCAGUGCGACCACUAUGUACGCCGUGUUGUACGGGUGGACGCCUGAGCUAUUUGGCACAAAAAUACGAGGCACGGCGUGUGGCAUCGCGUCAGCGCUUUCACGGAUUGGCGGAAUGAUCGCGCCGAUUCUCGGUGGCAUUCUGCUCGUUAUCAACCGGGCGUUCCCGGUGUACAUGAGCGUUGGCGUCUAUCUGGCCACGGCGGUAUUUAUCGCACUUUUGCACGAGACGGCUGGAGAAGAGAAGGGCGGAGGCGGGUUUGUUCAUUGA